Molecule: messenger RNA, 1300 nt
Organism: Manis javanica (Malayan pangolin)
Lineage: Eukaryota; Metazoa; Chordata; Mammalia; Pholidota; Manidae
Source: RefSeq, a predicted model, not a curated record
GGGACUGCCCUUGGCUCAGCAUUCUCCCCUCACUCUCCCAUAGAUAUCGAUGAGUGCAGCUACUCCAGUUACCUCUGCCAGUACCGCUGCGUCAAUGAGCCAGGCCGCUUCUCCUGCCACUGCCCGCAGGGCUACCAGCUGCUGGCCACACGCCUCUGCCAAGACAUUGACGAGUGCGAGUCGGGGGCGCACCAGUGCCCUGAGGCCCAAACCUGUGUCAACUUCCAUGGAGGCUACCGCUGUGUUGACACCAACCGCUGUGUUGAGCCCUACGUCCAGGUGUCUGACAAUCGCUGCCUCUGUCUGGCCUCCAACCCCCUGUGCCGGGAGCAGCCUUCAUCCAUCGUGCAUCGCUACAUGAGCAUCACCUCCGAGCGGAGCGUGCCUGCCGAUGUGUUCCAGAUCCAAGCGACCUCCGUGUACCCUGGGGCUUACAACGCCUUUCAGAUCCGUGCCGGAAACUCACAGGGGGACUUCUACAUUAGGCAAAUCAACAACGUCAGCGCCAUGCUGGUCCUCGCCCGGCCGGUGACUGGCCCCCGGGAGUACGUAUUGGACCUCGAGAUGGUCACCAUGAACUCCCUCAUGAGCUACCGGGCCAGCUCUGUACUGAGACUCACCGUCUUCGUGGGGGCCUACACCUUCUGAGGAGUGGGUGGGGGAGCCCUCAGGGAGGGGGCAGUUCCCUGUAGCUGAGGAGCCUGGGGCUCAGGGAUGACUGUGUUCUGCUAAAAGGGGAGAUGCUGUUGUGAAAGGUAGACAGAGAAAGGCAAUAAAGGGAGAAAGAAGGAGUCCUGGUGGCUGUGGGGUGGGUAACACUGUAGUGAACCCCAGACUGGGGAAGGGGCCAGGCUUGUGAAAGGUGGGCUAAGUCCACUCAAAGUAGGGGCGGGGGGCUCUGCUUAGGCUGAGGAGGCCCUGUUGAUGCAAGCUGGCAGCUGCGUCCCCAAGGCUGGGGUUUGGCCAUCAGAAUCACCCUGAGAAGAGAGGAGGUACUGAGGCUGGAGACUCCAGGCUACGGCCCAGAAAUCUGGGCUUGGCGAGUUGGCAGGGGCCCUGAGAAGCCCUGCUCUAAAUAGUGCCCAGAGGCGCUGUGUUUCAUUCCUAGCUUGGCCUCAAAUGUUCACUUUGCACAAACCCAAGUAGCUCCCUGGCCUGUUUUCCAAUCCAUAAAAUGAGAGGCAAUUGGAUCAUUAGUGUUUUCCAAGCUCUUAUCAAAGGCCAAUUUACGUCAUCAGGGAACUCUGAUGACAGAGACUAGAUUCAAAGUUGCAGUGCCUCACUGACUCUGUCUCCCUAG